GCCGGGACGUUACAAUAUAAUCUUUUCUAUCCGCUCACUUGCGUUAUACGUUUGACUUCUGUUAUAUCGUAUCCACGAGGAAUCAUGGAUAAACCCGUUGUACUAGCUCGCGUCAUCAAGGUACUGGGGCGCACUGGUUCACAAGGCCAGUGUACACAAGUCAAAGUGGAGUUCCUAGGCGAGCAAAAUCGCCAAAUAAUAAGGAAUGUUAAAGGCCCCGUGCGCGAGGGUGAUCUCCUGACAUUACUUGAAUCCGAGCGCGAGGCGAGAAGACUCCGAUAGCAGACAGGCAGAAGUCAACAGAAAAAUUCAUUACCAGCCAAUCCGGAUUUUGCCACAAUCAGGGAAUAUCAAGGAAUUUAUCAUACGAUGAACAUGGAUCUCACACCGUCGGUGAACAUGGAUCUUGGCAUGCAUGAUGUACUAUAUUUCAGUACACGUGCUCCUCAGAUUGAAGUUUGCAUAUAGGCAAUUUCUGAGUGUGUUGCAACAUCCAGACGCAACAACGUGGUUUUCUCGAAGAAAACCGGAACAAAACUGUACACUCCGUUUGAAGCAUUCCUGUUACAUAAAAAUCCUACUACAAUAAAUUUUGGCUGGUAACCACAAA
Harpegnathos saltator (Jerdon's jumping ant) is the source of this 610-nucleotide messenger RNA. Its product is annotated as Ribosomal protein S28b. Gene Ontology annotation, molecular function: structural constituent of ribosome. The transcript has a single exon. Gene Ontology annotation, cellular component: ribosome; cytosolic small ribosomal subunit. NCBI's taxonomy places the organism in Eukaryota, Metazoa, Arthropoda, Insecta, Hymenoptera, Formicidae. The record is from RefSeq and is a predicted model, not a curated record. Gene Ontology annotation, biological process: maturation of SSU-rRNA; translation; ribosomal small subunit assembly. Bases 85 to 282 code for a protein of 65 amino acids.